Molecule: messenger RNA, 882 nt
Organism: Naegleria lovaniensis
Lineage: Eukaryota; Heterolobosea; Eutetramitea; Acrasida; Naegleriidae
Exons: 2
Coding region: 1-882 (293 amino acids)
Source: RefSeq, a predicted model, not a curated record
AUGAACAUUAGCACAACACUCAAAAGUCCAUUAUUGGCGUCAACGGUUUCAGAACAACCAUCUCAGCAUGGGCCAGGUGCAUGUUGGAAAGAAUAUAUUUGUAGUACUUGGUUUUUUAAACUCACCCUCUUCAUGAUGUUAUUUUUCCUAGUGACGAGAUAUGAACAAGUCUUGGGCUUGCAUCAUGCACCUCCAGCAUCGAUUAUCUACACAGGAAAUGGAAUGACCUCUGUUGUAGGAUUCAUAACCGACGUGAAUAACGAUCGUUUGUUGGAUUUUGUAAUAGCUUAUUAUCAGAGAGAUUAUAACUUUGCAAAUAAUGUGAUCUACCUCAAUAACGGAUGCGAAUACGUACGUCACUCAAACCCGUAUGAACCAUUGGUGUAUUGUAAACAACAUUUUCUGAAUCAAAUAAUGAUCAAAUGGGAGGAGGACCCUCCAGUUGUGACUCUCCACGUUCCCAAUGAAACAUUCUCUGCCAUACUAGGUUUACCUUAUCACCCAGUUGAAAUACCAGCUCUGAUCUUUUCCAUGAGUGGCGUCAAGAUUGGAACACCUAUGGAAAAGUUUUUUAAGGGGCAUUUACCCAUUCAUUAUCAUUCCAUUUCGAAAGGAGAUGAAAUUUAUGUAGGUCAACCAGGUCCUCCUCUGAAACCUACUUCAACAAAGCCAAGCUCAAACGCGGAAGAUGCCUCGUCAUCAAGAGAUGCUUAUACUACACUACCAUACACCGGAACUGGAACUGGAAUGGGUGCAUAUUACUAUGGAAAUACAGAACAGCAGCCCUAUGAUGUCACGAGCUCGAGCGGUCAAGCUACAGGCGGUCAACAACAAACAGGAGUGAUCCCUGUGACACACGGAAAGGUUGGGCAUCACCACUAA